AUGCCCAAUCUGAAUCUACAAGAGUCUGAAUCUGCAAGAGUGAACCAAUUAUUUGUGCUACUUUGUAAGAAUCACGUGAAAAUUGUAAACUCAGGAGAUGCAGAAGUGAGAUGCAUAGAGAGCGAGAGAGAAGCUCUUCUAAGCUUCAAGAAUGGCCUCAUCGACGAGGAUGGUAUUCUCUCGUCGUGGAAAAGCAACGAAUGCUGCGAAUGGCAUGGUGUUGGGUGCAGUACCUCCACUAGCCAUGUCACCACUCUCAAACUUAGUAGUCUUGAAAAUAAAGGUCGUGUAUUGAAAGGUGAUGUUCGCCCUUCAUUGCUCGAAUUGCAUCAUUUAAAUCAUCUCGACCUUAGUUUCAACGAUUUUGGAGGCAUUCCGAUCCCAGAAUUCAUUGGUUCCAUGAAACAAUUACAACACUUGUUCCUUAAAUAUUCUAACUUUUCUGGGAGCAUUCCUCCUCAGUUAGAGAACCUUACCAACCUACACUCACUUGAUCUUUCGUCUAACUCUUUGAGUUCUACAUCUCUUUCUAUACUUGGUUCUGUAUUCGAAUCACUCGAAAUACUAGACUUGUCUGAUAAUAAACUCAAUGGAUCCAUCCCAGACCUUAGCGCAUUUUCUUCAUUGAAAGAACUUCAUCUUCUGGGAAAUAACUUUACCGGCUCCAUUCCUCUAAGUGUUGGCCAACUCUCCGAGCUUCAAGUUCUAGAUCUUUCUUAUAACUCUUUAGAAGGUCUAGUCUCGGGAUCCCACUUCACCAAGCUUGAUAAGUUAAAGACACUUGAUUUAUCCUACAAUUCAUUGAUCUUUGAUAUUCCCCUUGAUUGGAGUCCUCCUUUUCAAUUGGAAAGUAUAGCUUUAGGCGGGUGCAACGUGGGCCCGUAUUUCCCGAAAUGGAUUCAAACUCAGAGGAAUUUGCAUUCCCUUGAUCUCGGCCGUGCCAAUAUAACACAUGAAGCCCCGUGGUGGUUGUGGAGUACGUUUUCAUCAUUCGGAAACUUGGAUCUCUCCGACAAUCAAAUAAGUGGUGCAAUUCCUAAUCUCUCAUCAACCUCCAUACGUAUUCCUCGGGGGAUAUGCAACUUGUCUUCGAUAAUACCUGAUUGCUUCACCAAUUCAACUGUCAUGGCUAGAAAGAAUAGCCAGUUUCCGAAUCCUGGUCCAUCUAUGUUUAUUGUAAUAAUCUCCCAAAAUACAGAGGAAAAUAAGCGCUAUGGAUAUUCAUCAUUUCAAUGGAAAGGUCAUGAAUGGGAAUACAAGCAAAAUCUCGAGUUUCUCAAACUCAUUGAUUUUUCAAGCAAUAGAUUGACUGGGAGCAUUCCCAAAUCAUUUUCCUACAUGAGCGGAUUAAGUUCCUUGAAUUUAUCAAGAAAUGGUUUGACAGGAUAUAUAAUCGAAGAUAUUGGUAAACUGGAGAUGCUAAAUUUUCUUGAUCCGUCAUAUAACCAACUCUCGGGCAAGAUACCUACGAGUUUGACAGAAAUAUACUCUCUUGGUGUUCUUGAUUUGUCGAACAACAAUUUGUCCGGAAAAAUUCCAACAAGUACUCAACUCCAGAGCUUCAAUGCAUCGGUUUAUGCUGGGAAUGAUGGACUCCGUGGCGACCCUCUGCCAAGGUGCCCCGGAGAUAGACUAAGGCCACCAACCACUAAUCAUCCGAGGGAAAACACGAACGAAAAAGACGACAAUAUUGGUCUCUCGUUUAUGCAAGAAGUUGGCAUAUCAAUAGCCUUUGGAGAUGUGCAAGUGAGAUGCAUAGAGAGGGAGAGAGAAGCUCUUCUAAGCUUCAAGAAUGGCCUCAUUGAUGAGUAUGGCCAUCUCUCGUCGUGGCAAAGCGACGAAUGCUGCGAAUGGUAUGGCGUUGAGUGCAGCAACGCAACUCGCCACGUCAUCGCCCUCCGACUUAUUGGUGUAGCCUCGAGAGGUAUAGUCUCUGAAUCAUACUUCAUCAAGCUUGAUAAGUUAAAGACACUAUAUUUAUCCUCCAAUCCAUCAUUGAUCUUGGAUAUUGCAUCUGACUGGAUCCCUCCUUUUCAAUUGAGUGAAAUAUCUUUAGCCAGGUGCAAUGUGGGUCCAUAUUUUCCAAACUGGAUUCGAACACAGUUGAAUUUGUCAUCUCUUGAUCUUAGUGUUGCCAAUAUAACAGACGAAGCCCCGAGAUGGUUGUGGAGUGCGUCUUCUUCAUUAGUGGUCUUAUAUCUCUCCAACAAUCAAAUAAGUGGCACAAUUUCAAAUCUCACAUCCACCUCCAUUGAGUAUAUGGAUCUUAGUUACAAUCGAUUCUCAGGUCCUAUACCAUUAUUUCCUGCCCUUGCUAUCGAGAUUCAUUUAAGCGGAAAUAUGUUCUCGGGUUCAAUUUCAUCCCUUUGCAAGAUUCCUUUCUCUCCCAUUUCAGUCCUUUCCCUCGCCCAUAAUCAGUUUGCAGGAGAGAUUUCCAACUGUUGGGAUCAAAUGCCAAUGUUGUACGCCAUCAAUUUGGCUAACAACCAUUUUUCGGGGGAAAUUCCUCACUCUCUCGGGACUUUACUUUUCCUCAGAGGACUACAAUUGCAUGCUAAUAAUUUAUCUGGUGAGUUCCCUUACCAUUUGAGACAUUGCCAACAUUUGCUUAUCCUUGACGUCGGAGGGAACAAGUUAAUAGGAGAGAUCCCCACUUGGAUUUGGCAGAUGACUGAUAUAAAAAUUCUAAACCUUCGUGGAAAUAAAUUGCAUGGAAAUAUUCCUCUUGGGAUAUGCAAUCUUACUUUUAUUCAUGUUUUGGAUUUGUCGUUAAACAACUUGUCUUGGAUAAUACCUGAUUGCUUCGAGAAUUUUUCUUACUUGACUGAUAAGGAUAACUUGAUGUAUGAAUCUCUUUUUGAUUCAUUUUACGGUUUCUAUGCAAAUAAGCUCUAUGGAUAUUCAUCAUUUCAAUGGAAAGGUAAGGAAUCCGAGUAUUGGGAAAAUCUCAGUCUUCUCAAACUCAUUGAUUUUUCUAGCAAUAGAUUAACCGGAAACAUUCCCAAAUCAUUUUCCACUAUGAGGGGAUUAAUAUCCUUGAAUCUAUCAAGAAAUAGUUUGACAGGACAUAUAAUUCCAGAUAUUGGUAAAAUGGAGAUGCUAGAUUCUCUUGAUCUAUCUCACAACCAUCUCUCUGGCCAUAUACCAAAAAGUUUGGCAGAAAUAAGCACCAUUGGUGUUCUUGAUCUGUCGAACAACCAUUUGUCUGGAAAAAUUCCAACCGGUACUCAACUUCAGAGCUUCGGUGCAUCUGCUUAUGCGGGUAAUGAUGGGCUCUGCGGGGACCCUUUGCAAAAAUGCCCUGAAGAUCGCUUGAGGCCAUCCACCACUAAUCCGGAGGAAAACAUGAAUGAGAAAGAUGGCAACAUCUUCUCAUUUAUGCAAGAAGUUGGCAUAUCAAUGGGCUUUGGUUUUAUCUUUGGAUUUUGGGGAGUUGUUGGCUCAUUCAUACUGAAGAAAUCAUGGAGAAUUGCAUUCUUCAACUGGUUGGAUAUUGCCGGAGAUUGGUUCUUUGUCCGGAUUGCUUUGUUUGUAUCCAAAUGGAUUCCAAGGUGA
Salvia hispanica is the source of this 3555-nucleotide messenger RNA. The record is from RefSeq and is a predicted model, not a curated record. Lineage: Eukaryota; Viridiplantae; Streptophyta; Magnoliopsida; Lamiales; Lamiaceae.